This is a messenger RNA of Tinamus guttatus (white-throated tinamou), 1375 nucleotides long. RefSeq names its product STIM activating enhancer (gene STIMATE). The record is from RefSeq and is a predicted model, not a curated record. Gene Ontology annotation, biological process: activation of store-operated calcium channel activity. Gene Ontology annotation, molecular function: calcium channel regulator activity. Lineage: Eukaryota; Metazoa; Chordata; Aves; Tinamiformes; Tinamidae. Gene Ontology annotation, cellular component: cortical endoplasmic reticulum; membrane.
AUGGAGAGAGGACUGCUCUGCCAUUUUUUCAUGCUGGAGACUCACGGCUGCGAGAACGGGGCCUUCAUGGGUUCCUUCGGCAUCUUCCUGCAGGGGCUCCUGGGCGUCGUGGCCUUCAGCACCCUCAUGCUAAAACGCUUCAGAGAACCAAAGCAUGAAAGACGUCCUUGGAGGAUAUGGUUUUUAGAUACUUCCAAGCAAGCCAUAGGGAUGUUGUUCAUCCACUUUGCAAAUGUGUAUCUGUCAGACCUUACAGAAGAAGACCCCUGUUCACUGUACCUUAUAAACUUCUUGUUAGAUGCCACGCUAGGGAUGCUGUUAAUCUACGCUGGGAUUCGGGCAGUCAGCAGCAUCGUGGAGUGGCAACAGUGGGAGUCCCUUCGCUUUGGUGAAUAUGGUGACCCGCUGAAGUGCAGUGCAUGGAUGGGCCAGUGUGGUCUGUACAUAAUUAUCAUGAUGUUUGAGAAAACUGUCAUCAUUAUAGUGCUUCUAAUACCUCAGUGGAAAGAGGUAGCUUUAUUGAAUCCUAUAGAGAAUCCCCAGUUGGAGCUGGCUAUCGUCAUGCUGAUAGUUCCCUUCUUUGUUAAUGCAUUGAUGUUCUGGGUAGUAGAUAACUUUCUUAUGAAGAAAGGGAAGACAAAAGCUAAACUUGAAGAAAAGGAAGCAGGACAAGAUUCAAGAAAUGGAAGCAAAGUCCGAUACAGAAGAGCAGCAUCACAUGAGGAAUCAGAGUCAGAAAUCCUCAUUUCGGCAGACGAUGAGAUGGAGGAAUCUGACGCUGAAGAGGACCUGCGCAGACUGACCAACCUAAAGCCCAUUAAGAAAAAGAAGCAUCGUUUUGGUCUCAUUCCUUUCCACUGUGUGGCCGUUAAGGCAACCAAAAUGCCCCCUGACUUCAGGUGUCCCCUGACGAAAAGGGACAUUUUACCAAGCCCAAUAUUAACCAAAAUGCAGAGCUCAAGAAAAGCCUGGGGAACAUUUUCUAGCACUGCAGCAGUCAGCGUUCCUGUUAAAAGGCAUCUGGAGGUGCUCUAUAUAAGCCCAGGAAAACAACAGGCGCAGAGGACAGUGGAACGAAGCCGGGGAACAUCCCGUGGGAAGGAUUACGGAAACGCUGCCGUUAUGUCACAGUAGCCCACCCCUGUGAAGAAGAAGCGUCCUCCAGUGAAGGAAGAAGAUCUCAAAGGAGCCAGGGGAAACCUUUCCAAAAAUCAGGAAAUUAAAUCCAAAACCUACCAAGUCAUGAAGCAGUGCGAGCAAAUGGGCUCAGCAGCACCUUCCAUAUUCAGCCGAGAUCGGACCGGGGGUGAAACAGUCUUUGAGAAGCCCAAAGAAGAGCCGGCCAAGAGCGUCCUGGGCUGACAGCGGAGUCGGA